AUGAACUUCGUCAUCGAUCUGAAUAACAAGACAGCCGGCCGCGACAGAGUAGCGAGGUUUGUACAAUAUGGUUCAAAAACAGCAUGGCAUUACAUGGAAAAAAAUGACUUUGACAACGAAUCAAUUAAAAAAUUCAAACAACUCGAACAGUCCUUGGCAGCUUUUCGUAAAGUAUUAAGAUUUGGCCGCUUUGUUGAUUCAUUGCAUACUGCAUUGCGGACAGUUAAUCAUUCAGAUAAAACUAUUAGGUAUUGUGUGACAUUUUCAAAGAUAGCUCAUUCUUUGUAUUUGUUUUGCGACCAUUGCUUAUGGUUGAAUAGAAAUAACUUUUUACAAAUAAAUGCACCAAGAUGGGGUCAAGCAGGCAAUAGAUAUUGGCUACUAUCUAUAAUAAUGAAUCUUGUCAGAGAUGUUGUGGAGUUGAACAAUUUAUUUAAAGCAAUCCUGAAAAAAAAAAUUCUAAACACUUUGAAUAGAAAAGUAGCUCCUAAGGACGUCUUUACUGGUGAAGCAGUCCAAUUUGUUCGUAGUCAUAAAGACUUGUUACUUGAUACUGUAAAAAAUAGCUGUGAUUUAAUGUUACCAUUGUCAAAUUUAGGAUUUGUUAGGUUAAGUCCAGGUACGAUAGGUGUAGUUGGUAUGAUAUCAUCAGUGCUCAGUUUGUACACUCUGGUGGACCAGAAAGCCAAGUUACCUUAUACGUGA
Messenger RNA from Macrosiphum euphorbiae (potato aphid), 705 nucleotides. NCBI's taxonomy places the organism in Eukaryota, Metazoa, Arthropoda, Insecta, Hemiptera, Aphididae. The record is from the annotation of a GenBank genome assembly.